GUCGGACGGUCCAUUUAAAAGUGUAUUCUUGACGUGUGUCCCCUUUGCCGAUCCGCGCUGGUCAGUUUGAUAGCAUUUGCCGCGCGCACGCAACGCAUUUCACGCCACGACGCGCGCCCGGAACGGAUCCGAGACGAUAUUCAAUCAGCCAUCGACCUAUAGGUGUAGUGCGCUUACCGGAAGUCGAAAAGUCGCUCAUAUAUAUACACGUCGAACCACCGCCGUCCAAUCGCCGUGGACCGCGAACGAGGGCUGGAACGCCGCCGCCGCAGUCUCUUGGCCGCAACUUAGUCGUCGUCGGAUGAUGUUUAGGAUGCAGGGAGCGGUGUAAUAAUAAUAAUCGUAGCCGCCGCAGCACCAGUCCGUCAGUCGUCACACUACGCGUCCAAGACGAGCGCGAACCGGACCACGACAAUAUUUUAUUAUUACGACGAUAGUUAAUAUCUAUUUUUACACUCGUCCACGGGACAGUACGGUCGUCGUCCCGGCGGAACCCGCACCGGAACCGGACACGAACCCAUAAGUGCACCGCCACCGCGAUCAUGAACUGGUCGCGCCUGUUCUUCGUGACGGCCGUGUCCACGUUCGCCAUGACCGGCGUCUGCGGCUCGUACAUACUGGAAGACACGCCGCUCCACUGUUCGGUGCGACGGAGCAUAUCGCCGUGCACGUGCAGCUACUUCACCGGCAUGGUCCGGCCCAAGAUCAUGGUCAUCUGCCAGAAGAUGGUGUCGUUCGAGAGCGUCAUCGGCGCGCUCCAGAACAAGUUCGACGCGGUGUUCGACUACGUGCUCAACAUCGAGUACUCGGAGCUCCACGACUUGGACACCAGGCGGUUCAACGAGCUGGGCUUCCCGAUCGUCGACCUCAAGCUCACCAAAAACAAUCUCAGCACGCUACCGGACGAGGCUUUCAUCGGUAUGAACAGAAUACGGAUCCUGUACUUGUCGGACAACAGGCUCUGUGCGGUGCCCACUCAGAUAUUCAAGCACAUGCCCAGUAUUGAGGUGUUGGACUUGGCCAGAAACUCCAUACACAGCGUUGCAUCCGGAGACUUCCAAAGUCUAUCGCUGAUGAACACAUUCGUGAUGGCCACGAAUAAUUUGACCGAUAUAACUAACGGAUCGUUCCCCACGACGUUGAGGAAAGUCCAAUUGGCUGCCAACAACCUGACGGAAUUAAAUGGAAAUUUGAGAAACCAAAAAGAACUGGAAUGGCUGUACUUAUCCAACAAUCGGAUAAAAAAUCUCGACGGAGAAUUGCCAAUCGACAACGACAGACUCAUAGUCUUGGACGUGUCUAAGAACAGGUUAACUCAUUUGCCACCAGAACUCAACUGUCUCAAGGCGCUGAGGUAUUUUUACUGCACAUUUAAUCAGCUGACCGGUCUGAACAAAACACUGUCCAAGUCGAAAAAAUUGGUUUGGCUUGAGCUCACCGGCAACAAGAUACAAGAGUUGGCGUCCGAUGAAUUCGAAGAAGCAUCUAUGAUCGAAGUGUUAGAACUGAGCAACAACUGCAUCAAACACUUGAACAAAUCGCUGUUGCCACUUACUCAAUUAUCCGAGAUUAAUUUGUCAUACAAUAAAAUUGCCGAAUUCUCGUUGGUUGAAAUCAAGGGAUUGAAGGAACUCAAGUUGGUUGAUUUGUCACACAAUACGAUUUCCAAACUCAGUGGCCACUCUGAGAUUAUAAGCGAACCAGUGACUGGAAUCGAACACUUGAAGUUGGAUCACAAUGAGUUGGAGUCGCUUGGUGGAUCGUUGAUUGGUAUAAAAACACUUGUCAAACUGAAUAUCAGUCAUAACAAAUUCACUGAAAUAUCGCCGUACGAUCUGACCGGAUUAAAUUUAAAAAUCCUAGAUGUAUCUCACAAUCUAUUGCACAUACUUCCAGACUCGUCUCAGAUUCAUUUGCCGGCUCUCGAGACGUUAGUAGCAUCGUACAACGUUUUAACCGGGUUGUCGAAAGAUUUCCAAGGAUAUCCCGUUCUUUGCCAUGCUGAUCUCGAGUUUAACAGCAUAAUKACCAUCCAGGAAGAGCUGGUUGAAAUGACCCAAUGCAAAUUGCACGGAGUGAACAGCACGUUGAGAAUUUAUUUGGAAGGWAACCCGGUGCUGUGCGACGACAACACGAAAAUCAUAACGAAGGCGAUGGAAUUGAAUCACAACGCAGAAGUCAGUGGCACCGCCAAGUGCAUUCCCGUCACAAACGACAUAAAAAUAUCUAACCUGACCGAGAUCGACCAGUCYCCAAUAACCGUGAUCGUGACCUGACGGUGACCAUUGUCGACUAUACGCGUAUUAUAUCUUCGAAUUAAUAUAUUAUUAUAUUAUUAUGUUUCCGUGUUAAUAUUAUAAUUAUUAUUU
Molecule: messenger RNA, 2369 nt
Organism: Diuraphis noxia (Russian wheat aphid)
Lineage: Eukaryota; Metazoa; Arthropoda; Insecta; Hemiptera; Aphididae
Gene: ltl
Product: leucine-rich repeat-containing larval translucida
Molecular function (GO): protein binding
Source: RefSeq, a predicted model, not a curated record